AUUGUACCAAUCGUUGAUGUAAGUGACAGGUGGGAAGACUGACAGCUGGAGAAAGCACAUAGUGUUAUAAGGCAGCGACAGCAACGAGCAUUAUGACCAUACUAGUCACCGACUUCCACCAUGCGGGUCGUCGCAAUUGUCUCAGCACUUCUGCUGGCAGUCCGGGCGUCAUCACAGCUGUGUGUACCUGACUGCACAGGCAGGAAAGAGGGAGACCUGGUUAAAGACCCAACCAAUUGUCUUCAGUAUUAUGUCUGUAGCGACCCAGAUGGAGACGGUGUCCUCCCCAUAGAGCCAUCUGUCUUACCCCUCCAGUGCGAAGAAGGGUAUUUCUUCAAUUCAGCUGAUAGUGUGAGGCAAUGUCAGACGAUAAAUCCUUCUGCCGACUAUUGUAAAGGUCUCUGCAGCCCGUGUGUCAUCCAGUGUGAGACUCCAGGCACGUUAAUUCCGUCAACACUGGAUUGUAGCAAAUAUGAAAUCUGCCUUGAAACAGGUCCUCUGGAAGUAGAAUGUCCGACUGGUACUCCGUAUUUCAACUUCGAGACGGGAACGUGUUCUGAUGACCCUACUGUUUGCUACGAAACUUGUGACCCCUGUGACGUGUACUGCGUGGCUGAUGGCAGGAUUCCUAAUCCACACAACUGUCAUGGCUACUUGUACUGCAACCCUCCUGAUGUGGCUUUAUUUCUUUGCCCCGAAAACGAAGUCUUUAACACACAAUCUCUCAUCUGUGAGAACACCACAGACACCUGUGACAACCUCUGUACAGACACCACUGGCGCUUAUGAUGAUUCUUGGGACUCGUUUUUGGAAUAAGUUUGAGUAUGUUUGAUAUGUGAAUAAAUCUAUCAGCGUUUAUAGGUUUUACAAAAAAAAUCAUUUUAUUAAAAGCCUCAUAUGGAGUAAUUAUCUCACAUGAAAACAUGCAUCCUUUAUCCUGAUGUCAUUGAGAUUAGAGAGAAAAGUAAAAUGUAUGUGAUAACGAGUGACUCACUGGCACCAACAAGUCUGAGCAAAUUCCUCUGGUUAACACUUGGCGCUAUUGGUCGAAAUGUGGCUCCACUGGUCAAGACGUGAUAUAUCUGUUCUAAACAUCCUAUCAGUGAUCACUGGAGAAUACGUGAAACUACUGUUCGAACCGUGUAACAGAACUACGAGGGGAAAAACGAUGCUGCAUAUCUACUACGCUCUUAAGAAGUAAGGGGGCCAUCGGGGAAAAAAUUGUAGCUCUUUUGUUUACCGUCCGAUUUCCUCCAGUUUUGGUGCACAAGACAAAGUGUUUUCACACAGUGUAAAAAAUAUUUGUCAAAAAUAUACUUCAAACAACAACUGAGAAAACGCUGAAAAAGGACUGAUUUACUGAAAAUGCCCUUUGGGGGCGAUUUAUUCCUAUAUGGGACGACGUAAGGUUGUUUGGACACUUGGUGCCGAGAGAACAAUGCUUAUACGAAUUUUAUAAGCUACCUGUCCUCUAAAAUAACUUAUCUUUAUUUCACAAAAAAUAAAGUUUGUUAGUUCUUGGAA
Cherax quadricarinatus is the source of this 1524-nucleotide messenger RNA. Lineage: Eukaryota; Metazoa; Arthropoda; Malacostraca; Decapoda; Parastacidae. The record is from RefSeq and is a predicted model, not a curated record.